Coregonus sp. 'balchen' is the source of this 13677-nucleotide messenger RNA. The record is from the annotation of a GenBank genome assembly. Lineage: Eukaryota; Metazoa; Chordata; Actinopteri; Salmoniformes; Salmonidae.
AUGGAUUUAAACAGUAUCCUGUCGCAGCUCGAAACUGACAAUGAAGAGGACAUUGAAAGGCUUUUGCACCAGUACAACGGAGAGGUGGGAUUCUCCUCGCUUUGACGUCUACUAAAACAAAGUCAUUAGCUAGCUAGCUUAGCUCGCUAGCUAGCCAUCUAAAAAUGUUUACAGAAUCAUAGCUGCUAAAAUGAGUACUGAAACGAUAUGUUUAGCUAUAACUUGCAUUUCUCCUCUUUGCAUGGAAUCAACGAGUUUAAAGCCCAUUGCUGUGUUGCAGGAAGUGAUUAGCAUAUUUUCAUCAUGGCUUGGUUGCUAGCUAGUUAGCUAACGUUAGGUAGUGUUGUGGCCAAAUAUUGCAGGGUAUCUCUUGCUAACCAUGUAUGCAUGCAAUGACAGCAUGCUUAACGUUAUUUGGUAGCUAAUUAACGUUACAGUUUAAUACAUUUAGUGUAUCUAGCUCCCAUUUAGUAACAGCUGUUGCAGCUCUUCCUGCUGUAACUUGAGCUAGCUAGAUAGGUAGCCAACGCGUUUAGUUACUGUCACUGAUACACAGAGCAGAGGAGGCUGAUGGAAGGAGCUACAGGAGGAUGGGCUCAUUGUAAUGGCUGGAAUGGAAUAAAUGGAACGGUAUCAAACAAAUGGAAACCAUGUUUGACUCCAUUCUAUUCCAGCCAUUACAACGAGCCCGUCCUCCUAUAGCUCCUCCCACCAGCCUCCUCUGACCCGGAGUGUCUGGUAGGAAUUAAUUUGCAUUACAAUCGUAUAGGUAAUGCACUCGUAGUUCUGAUCAGUCUGCACAUCUCUAGUUAUCAAUGACCAGCAGCCUCUUCUGCCCAUCUGUUACUGUAUCUUAGAAACAAAUUAAUUCCAGAUAACAUUACUGAGAAUAUGCUACUUUCUUCAUGCACUGUUGCACAGAUGGAGGUGACAAAGCACAUUUAGCAAAGGAAUAUGCAUUUGACUUUUGUCUCAUUGGGCAUUGUGUUUUGUAUUUUCAGAAUAAUCUCACAUUCAACUUUGAUCCAAAAGAGGAGGAUCUACGAAGUGUAAGUAAACGCUCUUUGCCUUGUCUGAUGCUUCACUUUCACUUAUAGCCUAGAUAAUGCUUCUGCUCCCUUGUGUGUUUGAUGGUGAACCAACUGUCUCUCUCUCCCUGUGCAGAUGCUGUGUCAGGGCCUGCUGACUGUGCUGGGUAGGCAGGUUGGUCCCCGCUGCCAGAGCACCUGCCUGGAGACCCUCCGCAUUCUGUCCCGGGACAAGCAGGUCCUGGGCCCUGUGGGCACCCGGGAGGGCAUGCUGGUCCUGGCCGGGCUUGCUCGGUUGCCGGGGGGAGAAGGGUGUGACAGCCUACAGGAGGAGGUCCAGACAGAGGAGAAUGAGAGGGUGGUGGUGGAGGCCCUCAAGUGCCUGUGUAACGUGGUGUUCAACAGCGCAGCGGCGCAGCAGGUGGGCGCCGACGUGCAGCUGGCACGGGGUCUGUGUGCCCGCCUGCACGCCGCCCGUGCUGGGCGCCACGAGGUGGGCCUGUUCUCCCUGCGCCUGCUCUUCCUGCUCUCAGCACUGCGGCCAGACGUCCGGGGGGGCCUCAGGAGGGAGCUGCGUGCCGUGGGGCUCCUCACAGAGGUGCUGGAGUGUACCCUGGAUGUACGCUGGGUGGGCCCCUACGAGGCGGCCCCUCCGGACCCCCAGGCCCUGCCCAUCCCUGCUGAAGACAAUGAGAGGGCCAUGGAGGCCCUGAAAGCCCUGUUCAACCUCACGCUGUCUGACACUAGCGACGAGGUAAGUUUACAAGGUUACACCUACUGUCUGUUAAACAUUGUUUUUCAACUUUGGAGUUGUUUCCUUUUUAAAGAGGAUAUGUACACUGUGUUUGUAAUGUACACUCACCGGCCAGUUUCGUUCACGAAAAUGGAUCGCUCCUACAGACAGUGAGUCACGUGGCCGUGGCUUGCUACAUAAAGCAGGCAGACAGGCAUCGAGGCAUUCAGUUAUUGUUCGAUUGAACAUUAGAAUGGGCCAAACAAGUGACCUAAGCGACUUUGAGCGCAGUAUGAUCGUCGGUCCAGGUGCGGCGGAUCCAAUAUCUCAGAAACGGCCGCCCUCCUGGGCUUUUCACGCACGACAGUGUCUAGGGUUUACAGAGAAUCGUGCGACAAACAAAAAACAUCCAGUCAGCAGCAGUCCUGUGGGCGAAAACAGCUUGUUGAUGAGAGGUCGAAGGAGAAUGGCACGAAUCGUGCAAGCUAACAAACCACAAACAGACCAAUAACGGUGCAGUACAGUAGUGUGCAGAACGGCAUCUUGGAACGCACAACUCGUCGAUCCUUGUCACGGAUGGGCUAUUGCAGCAGAUGACCACACCGGGUUCCACUCCUAUCAGCUAAAAACAAGAAGAAGCGGCUCCAGUGGGCACGCGGUCACCAACACUGGACAAUUGAGGAGUGGAAAAACAUUGCCUGGUCCGACGAAUGCCGGUUCCUGUUGCGUCAUGCUGAUGGGAGAGUCAGGAUUUGGUACAGGCUGUGGCAGUGUUGUACUGAUGUUGGAAUGUUUUCCUGGCACACGUUAGGUCCCUUGAUACCAGUUGAGCAACGAACGUUUCCGACACCUUGUAGAAUCCAUGCCUCAAAGAAUUCUGGCUGUUCUGGAGGCAAAGGGGGGUCCGAGCCGGUACUAGAUGACCUAAUAAACUGUGUGUGUGUGUGUGUGCAUUCAGAGCUCACAGAAGGCUAGACACUGCAGCCAUGAGCACAGUGCAUGUGUUUAGAGAUACUGCAUGAACAUAAAUCCCUGGCUGUGGAUGGACACAUCUCCUUUACAUCUCCCCUGUGAAUAUUUAGACCAUGCUUUGGUUGAAGGCUACUAUUUAACGAUAGUGUAUCAACAAGACUUGGCUUUGUUGAGUGACUGAUGCUAGCUCAUGCGGACGGACAGCUUCUCUAUCCCUUAAUGGAAAGCCCUAACUAAACCUGUACAGCAAUAAGAGGUUUAUCAGCUAUCUGACCUCGCUUAAGCCCCUUUGGCACCUUCACAACUUUCUCGAUUAGCCAUGGGGGGCUACUGAAAUUAUCUUAUGUCGCUCAGCCCCUUCAGCAUUUGCUCAACCUAUAUCAUCACAGCAUGAAGAAGAGGGACACAUCCCCCUGCUAAAUCAAAUAUAUAAAUCUGUUGGAUCCGGUAAUGAAUGUCUAUCAGUGAUAAUAUGACAUGCCAAACGUGUCUUUGAUAUUUAUACAUUUGAGAAUAGUUCUAAUUCAGGCUGGUUAGGAGAGCUGUCUGCUUUAACUGCUAGCUCGUAUUGUGCUUCAAAAUGUUAUUGGUCCAAAUACGUUUUUUCGCCAUGCUUGCCCCUCACCGUUGUAGCUGACAUCAUGUUGAGUCCCUCUCAUCCCAGCGUUAAUCAGAAUAGCCCUGUGUUCACCUCAUAAGUCAAUCCCACAUGCUCAUUUGCAUGGCAUGGAAAGCCUGUGAGUCAGCUCUUAGGUCUGACCUCAAUCUCCAUAGUAACAGUCUCUCUUUCUCUCUUUUUAUUUAUUUUUGAGAUGACUGCUUCCCCUUCCCGCUUCUCCCAAAGCAAAUUGUAUCCUGCUUAUCCCUACUUGCUUAGACCUUCCCCUCCUUUUGUUUUAACCAAUGAAAUGUUUCCUUGAGGAUCAUGCUGUUGUACAUCCUUAAUUUGAUAGGAUGGUGACCACCAGCUCCGCCUCAUCACUGCCAUCAUGCGCCAUCUAUUGAUGCUAAAGACUCAGACAGAGGACAAAACAGAGGAAGCACACAGGUUGGAAACCCUUCUGCUCAUUCCUCUCCACACAACAGGGCUAAACUACAUCCUUAAAGUAUCAAAAGAUAUUAAAGUUAGGGGAGUUAGUGUCCUUGCCUGUUUUUAAGACUCUGAUCAAUGACACUGUUUGUGAUAGCUGCAGUUGUUUUUAAUACUCAAAUGUAUCUGUGACACUGUCUUUUGUGUGAAUUUUUUUGUAAUAUUUGAUGUAUAUACGCUGCUAUUUCCCUGUUUUACCUUCUUGCCAGGUCGCCCUCGCAAAAUAGGUUUUUAACCUCAAUGGGUCUUACCUGGUUAAAAUAAAGUACACGUUCAUCAGAUGGUUUGUGCAAAUUAGGCUAAUUAAUCACCAUCCAAUGAUUACUCUCUGUAGUCAACAGUGACAGCAUCCAGCUCAUGAGAAAGUAUCAACUUUAAACCAAGAAGUACACUGAGUGUACAAAACAUUAAGAACACCUUCCUAAUAUUGAGUUCCACCCCCCCUCCUUUUGCCCUCUGAACAGACUUAAUUUGCCGGGGCAUGGAUUCCACAGGGAUGCUGGCCCAUGUUGACUCCAAUUCUUCCCACAGUUGUGUCAAGUUGGCUGGAUGUCCUUUGGGUAGCAGACCAUUCUUGAUACACCCUGGAAACUGUUGAGCGUGAAAAACCCAGCAGCGUUGCAGUUCUUGACACAAACCGGUGUGCCUGGCACCUACUACCAUACCCUGUUUGGCACUUAAAUAUUUUGUCUUGCCCAUUCUCCCUCUGAAUGGCACACAUACAUAAUCCAUGUCUCAAUUGUCUCAAGACUUUAAAAUCAUUCUUUAACCUGUCUCCUCCCCUUCAUCUACACUGAUUGAAGUGGAUUUAACAAAUAACAUCAAUAAGGGAUCAUAGCUUUCACCUGGAUUCACCUGGUCAGUCUGUCAUGGAAAGAGCAGGUGUUUUUAAUGUUUUGUAAACUCAGUGUAUAUGGCAUUGUCUUAUCUGGACAUCUCAUUGAUGGGAAUUAAUGACAAAGCUUUCUUUAGAAGGAUAUGCGAGAAUGUUAAGAAUGUUUGGCUAGAUAGUUGCGCUGAAGGAGUGUCAUGUAAAAGUGAUUGAUACACCCCGUGGCCCUAUGGAUUCUGUUGUUGUGUCCCUCUGGUCACGGGGGUUUAGCCCAUUGUCCAGACUCCAGAGUAGACCUUUAGUACUAGUCUGUUUAUACUGAUGAAUUAGGUAACCAUUCCUUAAUGACCAUUCAUAAUAACCAGUAAGUUAACCACUUUCCUUCCUUCCUCCUUCUCCUUUCUUCCUCCUCCUCCAGCCAUGCAAUCAACUUGCUUAGUAACCUGCCUGUGUCUUGUCUGGAUGUGCUGAUUGACGUGCCCGUCCAGGGGGGCCAGGAGGAGUACAGCGGGAAGAACAUGGACGUUGUGCAGGUGCUACUGGACUUCAUGGAGAAGAGGAUAGACAAGGUAAGAAAGGUGGACCAGAGACAUUGUUGCCUAAUUUGAGAACGACUAUAUUGCAGUCCGACUGCACAGAAUCACAGAUAUACAAACUACCUUGCAUCCCAAAUAACUACCUAUUAUGUGAUCAAGAUUAGCAAUUCUGUACCUUGCCGUUUUCGGCGCCUUUGCUCAAACUGAUCCCCUCAAAAUCACUGAGCACUCAAAUCAUCCAUCUCGGUGGCUGCCACCACAAACCAUCUUUAAAGACUUUUGCAUUUCCUCUUGACCCUGAUGUUAAACAAGACAAUGUUUCAAGCCAAAGUAGAAUUAACCCCAAUGACAAUCCCCCAGUGGCGCCUUACCCACCAUUUCAAGAACUGCUCUAUCUAACGAGGUCAUUCAGAAAUUCAUAUUGCUCCCUGUUUUAAGUAGAAAUGUCAGUCUCUACUGAACAAGCAAAUGAAAAGAUGUGGAAAUCCUGGCCAUCCUAUUAGUAGCUGUCCACACACCAUAGAAAUAGAAUUGCUAAAACUUCCUGAAUAAUUUUGUAUUUCUAUUAACCACACAACAACUGCUACAGUGCCUCUGUGGGCAUUCCUGUCGUCACAUGCCUCAUGUGUGUCUCAUUCCAAGCAGGGCGCCAACUACAAAGAGGGGCUGACCCCAGUUCUCAGCCUGCUGACAGAGGGCUCCAGGUACCACAGGGAGAUCCGCCGAUACAUCAAGACACAGGUACUGGAGCGGGAGUGGCCAUGGCCUUGGACAAACACACUUUCUGUGCAUUUUGUAAUCUGUCCUGAUCCUGACACAUAAAAAGUGAUGCCAAAUUAAAGAUCUUUAAAAUCUCUUCUUGAGUGUGAGAUGAAAUGCAUAUUGAUAACAUAUCUUGGUGACAUCUCAUUGAUAUAUUGUUAAAACAUGUCUUCUAACUAAAUCCAGCUGUGAUGCAUCAUGCGCUGGCCUGAUCACUCCGUUCAGAGGUCUAGUGUACUACCGUGUUAGUUUUCAUUGUGGCUCUGCCACCGUUGGCUGUGUGUGUUUCCAGGUGCUGCCCCCUCUGAAAGAGGUCAAGGUCCGGCCGGAGAUCGGGUCCACCGUCAGGAACAAGCUGGUGCGCCUCAUGACCCACGUGGACAUGGGUGUGAAGCAGAGCGCAGCAGAGUUCCUAUUCGUCCUCUGCAAAGAGAACGGUGAGAACGAGAAAGAGAGGCAGAUGGAGCACGCUGUAUGAGUUGGCAAAGUUGAUUUUCACUUAGAAAUGUGUUAAUGCCAUUGCACCUCAGAUGCAACCCUGAUGUAUAAAUCCUACAUACAGUAGUGUUGUACUGAUCCCACCCCCCCCUCUAUUCUUCCAGUGGACAACCUGUUGAAAUACACAGGGUAUGGUAACGCAGCAGGACUCCUGGUGGCUCGAGGCCUGCUGGCAGGGGGGCGAGGAGAGACACAUUAUUCAGACGACGAAGACUCCGACACUGAAGAGUACAAAUCGGCUAAACCUUUGUGAGUAGACAGGAGCUUUAAAUAUAGGACCAUAGACAUGCAUGCCUUGCUUUGAAUUGCUAAAUGUAUGGAUGAAAUGUUGGGCUGGCCUUAGGGUGUGUCAUUGAAGUGACCAGUAUAUUGAUUUACUUUGAACUACAACAGAAUCCAUAGGGCCAAGGGGUGUAUCAUCAAUCACUUUUACAUGCCACACUUGAGGUAAAACAUUCAGGACAGCUUAGCAUUGGGUCAGAAUCACCUAAGUCUUCCCUCUGUCUUAUCUGUUCUGUUGUCUGUCUGUCUCAGCAUCAACCCCAUCACGGGCCAUGUGGAGGAGCCCAUGCCUAACCCCAUAGAGGAGAUGACUGAGGAGCAGAAAGAGUACGAGGCCCAGGAACUAGUCAACAUGUUCGACAAGUUGUCAAGGUAAGCCAACCACCGUACAACCUCAUCAUGUAUGAAUGCAACAACAACAGUGUUUGCCAUAGUAACUCUUUGUAACCCUCUAUGCCAGAUGAUUAACCUUUCUGGAUUAUACAGCUGUGUAUCCUGUUUGAAUGAUCCCCUAUGGCUUAUUAUUUAUCCCCCUAAACCUGAACGUCUGCGAUCUUCAUUCACACUGACCUUUCCUUAGCGAGAGAACCUAGCGCUAGUCAGAGAAUGAUGUGGAUGCGAGACUGAGCGACACUGAGCGCGCUCCCUGCCAACCAGUUCAUUAGAGGAAGAAUCUCCUGCCGUUAGCCCCGGUGCGCAAUUAGGCCCCGGCCUUAACGCCUCGUCCGUCCCUGCAUUCAGCUGGAGUCAAUGGAAGCCGUCGGCACGUUGCUGCAGCAUCAUUACCAGCACGCCAUUCAUUAGCGUCCUAAUUAGACCACACAGUGGGGUCGGCAGCCAUCAGCUCCUUUCUACUCCUUUAUGUGGUGCUUUAUGUCAGGGUGUUUAAUAACAUAUACGUGUCUACUUCCCUUUAUUCAGCUUUCUCCUCAUUCAGCCCAGGAGCCAAACACUGUCUGCUAACUGACGGGAGUGAGACUGAGACAUAUGUACAAUUAGAGAGAGGCAUGGGGGUGGAGGGCUGAAUACAUUUACAAGCACAAGAAAAGCUGACAUUGUCAUUGUUUAACCACAGAGUGGGGGUUGAGUCAUAAUGAAACGCGUGUGCCUGUCUACAAGAGGCAGAUUCCUUUCCUCUGAAGCCAGAUCCAUCCUCCUUCUCCUGUAUCCCUCCAGCUCUCUAUUCUCCUGUGUGUCGGUCGGUGUCAAGGGAGAGGUUCAUGACACAGGCUGCAUCCCAAAUGGCACCCUAUUCCCUAUAUAGUGCAGUACUUUUGACUAGAGCUAGGACUAUAUAGGGAUUCGGGUGCCAUUUGGGAUGCAUCCAGAGUCGUCAACCGCUGCCCUACCUACCCAACAUGCCACGAUGGGCUCUCAGGAGAUGGCUCAGGGUCCUGUAAGAAUGUGCUUUCCCUCGCUGCUUAACUGCUCCUUCAAUUAGCACAUGCUCUGAGUCUGACCCCCUACACACACACACACUCCCUCAUCGUUACAUCUGCUGGCCUGUGUCCUCAGUGCAGAGUGGGGAACAGGACGGGCUGCACCAUGGGUCCUGAUUUACUGGACUGUACGCACUACCCUCUGUAGUGCCUUGCGGUCGGAUGCCAAGCAGUUGCCAUAUCAAGCGGUAAUGGUGAUGCAGCCAGUCAAGAUGCUCAAUGUUGCAGCUGUAUAACUUUUUGUGGCUUUGUCGUGGCUUCUUCACGACUUUGUUGGUGUAUAUGAACCAUGAUAAUUCCUUAAUGAUGUGGACACCGAGGAACUUGAUGCUCUCGACCCGCACCACUACAGCCCUGUCGAUGUGGAUGGGGGCGUGCUCGGUCCUCCAUUUCUUGUAGUCCACAAUCAGCUCCUUUGUCUUGAUGACGUUGAGGGAGAGGUUGUUGUCUUGGCACCACACUGCCAGGUCACUGACCUCCUCCCUAUAGGCUGUCUCAUUGUUGUCGGUGAUCAGGCCAACGACCAUCGUUUCAUCAGCUAACUUAAUUAUGGUGUUGGAGUUGUGUGGGCCACGCAGUCGUGGGUGAACUGGGAGUACUGGAGGGGACUAAGCACACACCCCUGAGGGGCUCCCGUGUUGAGGGUCAACGUGGCAAAUGUGUUGUUGCCUACCCUCACCAUCUGAGGGCGGCCCUUCAGGAAGUCCUGCAUCCAGUUGCAGAGGGAGGUGUUCAGUCCCAGAGUACUGAGCUUAGUGAUGAGCUUGGAGGGCACUAUGGUGUUGAAAGCUGAUCUAUAGUCAAUGAUUAGCAUUCUCAUGUAGGUGUUACUCUUAACCAGUUGGGGAGAGGGCAGUGUGUGCAAUCACAGUUGCGCCAUCUGUGGAUCUGUUGGGGCGGCAUGCGAAUUGGAGUGAGUCUGGGAUGAUGGUGUUGAUGUGAGCCAUGACCAGUCUUUCAAAGCAUUUCAUGGCUACAGGGACUAUGGUGGUCUGCUUGAAACAUGUAGGUAUUACAGACUGGGUCAGGCAGAGGUUGAAUAUGUCAGUGAAGACACUUGCCAGCUGGUCAGCGCAUGUUCUGAAUACGUGUCCUGGUAAUCUGUCUGUAAACCCCGCGGCCUCGGCUACGGAGAGCGAGAUCAGUCGUCAGAAACAGCUGGUGCUCUCAUGCAUGGUUCUGUGUUGCUUGCCUCGAAGCGAGCAUAGAAGGAAUUUAGCUCAUCUGGUAGGCUCGCGUCACUGGGCAGCUCGCGGCUAGGUUUCCCUUUGUAAUCUGUGAUAGUUUGCAACCCCUGGCACAUCUGACGAGCAUCCGAGCUGACGUAGUAGUAUUCAAUCUUAUUCCUGUAUUGAUGUUUUGACUGUUUGGUGGCUCGUCGGAGGUCGUAGCGUAAUUUCUUAUAAGAAUCCUGAUUAGUUUCCCAAUCCUUGAAAGCGGCAGUCUAGCCUUUAGCUCAUGUAAUCCAUGGCUUCUGGUUGGGAUAUGUACGUACGCUCACUGUGGGGAGGACGUCGUCGAUGCACUUAUUGAUGAAGCCGGUGACUGAGGUGGUAUACUCCUCAAUGUUAUUGGAUGAAUCCUGGAACAUAUUCCAGUCUGUACUAGCAAAACAGUCCUGUAGUUUAGCAUCCGCUUCAUCGGACCACUUCCGUAUUGGUACUUUCUGUUCGAGUUUUUAUUUAAUAUUUGUAUAAUUUUUUUUUUUUUUUAAUGUGGGGGUAGAUCAGCUUUAAUACUGCAGAUAGAUUGUGACUUCCAUCAAUGUAAUUGUCUGCAUCACUUCCAAUCCCCCAUAUGUUUUUUUUUGCAUAUAUAUAUAUAUAUAUACACACACAUGUAAACUUCUGACCCACUGGAAUUGUGAUACAGUGAAAUAAUCUGUCUGUAAACAAUUGUUGGAAAAAUUACUAGUGUCAUGCACAAAGUAGAUGUCCUAACCGACUUGCCAAAACUAUAGUUUGUUACAAGAAAUGUGUUGAGUGGUUGAAAAACGAGUUUUAAUGACUCCAACCUAAGUGUAUGUAAACUUCCGACUUCAACUGUACAUACAUAUACAUGUGUAUAUACAGUGAGGGAAAAAAGUAUUUGAUCCCCUGCUGAUUUUGUACAUUUGCCCACUGACAAAGAAAUGAUCAGUCUAUAAUUUUAAUGGUAGGUUUAUUUGAACAGUGAGAGACAGAAUAACAACACAAAAAUCCAGAAAAACGUAUGUCAAAAAUGUUAUAAAUUGAUUUGCAUUUUAAUGAGGGAAAUAAGUAUUUGACCCCCUCUCAAUCAGAAAGAUUUCUGGCUCCCAGGUGUCUUUUAUACAGGUAACGAGCUGAGAUUAGGAGCACACUCUUAAAGGGAGUGCUCCUAAUCUCAGCUUGUUACCUGUAUAAAAGACACCUGUCCACAGAAGCAAUCAAUCAAUCAGAUUCCAAACUCUCCACCAUGGCCAAGACCAAAGAGCUCUCCAAAGAUGUCAGGGACAACAUUGUAGACCUACACAUGGUGCGACUAUUUGCAAAUGGAAGAAACACAAAAUAACUGUCAAUCUCCCUCGGCCUGGGGCUCCAUGCAAGAUCUCACCUCGUGGAGUUGCAAUGAUCAUGAGAACGGUGAGGAAUCAGCCCAGAACUACACGGGAGGAUCUUGUCAAUGAUCUCAAGGCAGCUGGGACCAUAGUCACCAAGAAAACAAUUGGUAACACACUACGCUGUGAAGGACUGAAAUCCUGCAGCGCCCGCAAGGUCCCCCUGCUCAAGAAAGCACAUAUACAGGGCCGUCUGAAGUUUGCCAAUGAACAUCUGAAUGAUUCAGAGGAGAACUGGGUGAAAGUGUUGUGGUCAGAUGAGACCAAAAUGGAGCUCUUUGGCAUCAACUCAACUCGCGUGUUUGGAGGAGGAAUGCUGCCUAUGACCCCAAGAACACCAUCCCCACCGUCAAACAUGGAGGUGGAAACAUUAUGCUUUGGGGGGUGUUUUUCUGCUAAGGGGACAGGACAACUUCACUGCAUCAAAGGGACGAUGGACGGGGCCAUGUACCGUCAAAUCUUGGGUGAGAACCUCCUUCCCUCAGCCAGGGCAUUGAAAAUGGGUUGUGGAUGGGUAUUCCAGCAUGACAAUAACCCAAAACACACGGCCAAGGCAACAAAGGAGUGGCUCAAGAAGAAGCACAUUAAGGUCCUGGAGUGGCCUAGCCAGUCUCCAGACCUUAAUCCCAUAGAAAAUCUGUGGAGGGAGCUGAAGGUUUGAGUUGCCAAACGUCAGGCUCGAAACCUUAAUGACUUGGAGAAGAUCUGCAAAGAGGAGUGGGACAAAAUCGCUCCUGAGAUGUGUGCAAACCUGGUGGCCAACUACAAGAAACAUCUAACCUCUGUGAUUGCCAACAAGGGUUUUGCCACGAAGUACUAAGUCAUGUUUUGCAGAGGGGUCAAAUACUUAUUUCCCUCAUUAAAAUGCACAUCAAUUUAUAACAUUUUUGACAUGCGUUUUUCUGGAUGUUUUUGUUGUUAUUCUGUCUCUCACUGUUCAAAUAAACUUACCAUUGAAAUUAUAGACUGAUUAUUUCUUUGUCAGUGGGCAAACGUACAAAAUCAGCAGUGGAUCAAAUACUUUUUUCCCCUCACUGUAAAUACAUACAUAUCCUUAAAAAAAUUAAAUAAUCCUUUAUUACUUUCCAACCCCACCACCCCUCCCUUAAUUGGAGUAACUAGUGAACAACAACGCUUAGGCCUCUACUUCUAGCUUAUACAUACAUUUUAUGGACACAGUCAAUUUGACAAUAAUUAUAUUUUGUUUGUUUUUACUCCUGAACUUCCUCAACCGCUCUGAUCAUUUUCAUGAUGUCCAUCCGGUUUGCUUCUACAUGCCAUAUCCCCCAAACUGUGCUCUUUCACAAAAGUUCUCAACCUAUAUACUUAUUAAACUCUGUUUGAGUUUUUGCUUGUAAGCAGGAAUCGGGAGGAUAGAGUUAUGGACAGAUUUGCCAAAUGGAGGCCGAGGGAGUGCUUUGUAUGUAUUUCUGUGUUUAAAGUAAAGGUGAUGUAGAGUUUUUUUUCCGCCUCUAGUUGCACAGGUGACAUGCUGGUAAAAAUGAGGUAAAACAGAUUUCAUUUUCCUUGCAUUAAAAUCACCUCCGCCUCUGGAUGUUUUUCUUGUUUGCUUAUGGCCCUAUACAGCUAGUGGUGGUAAAUAGACGGCUACAAAAAAUAUAGAUGAAAACUCUCUUAGUAAAUAGUAUGGUCUGCCGUUUAUGAGGUAUUCUAACUCCGGCGAGUAAAACCUUGAGACUUCAUUCAGAUUAGAGAUUGCGCACCAGCUGUUGUUAACAAAGAGACACACACACACCUCCCCCCUUAACCGUACCCGAACCUGCCGUUUGGUCUCGACGAUGCAUCGAAAAACCAGCUAGAUUUAUAUUAUCCAUGUCCUUGUUCAGGCAUGACUCCAAGAAACAUAGUAUAUUACAGUUCUUCAGGUCCCGUUGAUUGGAUAGUCUCAAACAGCUCUUGUCCAGUUUGUUCUCUAUUGAUUGUACGUUCGCCAAUAUAAUUCUGUCUGAAACAGUCUGUUGAGAGAUGCUGAAGUGUUCUUAGGAGCCGUUUGGUUGUGUGUUACUGUUUUCAGUGCGUCUGUGUUUUUCUGAAGUAGGCUAAACCUCAAAGACUGAAAGGACAUUAGAUCAAAUUUCUUUGGUGCUGUAUUCAUACCACACAAACAAAAUAUUAUUUGGCUCACCUCCCACUCUUACCAAGACUUCUUUAUCAUAGUCCUCCUCAGAUUUACUCUGUUUUUGGGGGGAGGAAUGAGGAAUGACAUGUUCAUUUGUGUUUGAAUAGUGUAAAUGAAUGCAAAUGGGGCCUUGGUUUUAAGACUUAUAUUGGCUAAUUCUGUGACUGAUAUCACAUCUGAGAGGGAGCUGGUGGCACACAGUGCAGAUAUAAUUGGAUUAGGAUAGAGGGCCUGGUGUGGCUUUGAGGAGAUUAAAUGGAGCACUGAUCCUGUAAUUAAACUGAUCUGCAGAAGAGGGGGGGAAAGGGAGAUGAACAACAAGUGUGAGAGAGAGAGAGUGUGUGAGUGUGUGUGCGCGCACAUGUGUUUGAGUGAAUAAAGGAGGGAAGGUUCGUCAUCCAGGGUUCUUGAGUGCCGGAUGUAAGAGAAAAGAAAGUGGUUCCACCACCACUCAACAACGGGCCUCUUUAGAAGGUGCAGAAUACUUGACACAAAGGGUGUUCGGGUUCAAAGCAGCACAGGUGGAUUUUGGCAGCAACAGAUUGGUCCACCAAAUUAAACAAGUGGGCGUUGGACACUCCAUUGUGUCAUGUCUGUUUUCUUGGUGCCUAGAGAAUACGACCCAGUUGUAAUGUUUGUGUUUCUCUGCUCCACAGGCAGCAGCUGAUUAGGCCCAUGGGGGUGAGGAGGGAUGGCACACUGGCGCCCCUAGAGGAGGCUCUGAGACAGCCCACGACUGACAGCUGCAGCUCAGACUCAGACUAGAGCCACUACCACCCCAGACCCC